AUGGACACUGAUCUCAGUUCCCAGGACAGGAAGGACCUGGACAAGUUCAUCAAAUUUUUUGCUUUAAAGACGGUACAAGUAAUUGUCCAGGCCAGACUUGGAGAGAAGAUCUGUACCCGAUCAUCAUCCUCCCCAACAGGCUCUGACUGGUUCAAUUUGGCAAUCAAAGAUAUUCCAGAGGUUACUCAUGAAGCAAAGAAAGCCCUGGCAGGACAGCUCCCUGCCGUUGGACGGUCUAUGUGCGUGGAGAUUUCUCUCAAAACCUCAGAGGGGGACUCCAUGGAGCUGGAAAUUUGGUGUCUAGAAAUGAAUGAAAAGUGUGACAAGGAAAUCAAAGUUUCAUACACUGUCUACAACAGGCUGUCUCUACUGCUGAAGUCUUUGCUUGCUAUAACCAGGGUAACUCCAGCCUACAGACUCUCAAGGAAACAAGGCCAUGAAUAUGUAAUAUUGUACAGGAUAUAUUUUGGUGAAGUGCAACUGAGUGGCUUGGGAGAAGGUUUCCAGACAGUCCGUGUUGGGACAGUGGGUACCCCAGUGGGCACCAUUACUUUGUCUUGUGCCUAUAGAAUCAACCUUGCUUUCAUGUCAACCAGGCAGUUUGAGAGGACCCCUCCUAUCAUGGGGAUUAUCAUUGAUCACUUUGUGGACCGUCCCUAUCCCAGCUCUUCGCCCAUGCAUCCCUGCAAUUACAGAACAGCUGGUGAGGACAAUGGUGCAGUAUACCCCUCAGUAGAAGAUUCCCAAGAAGUGUGUACCACAUCUUUUUCCACCUCUCCUCCAUCUCAGUGUGUUUUUACUGUCACAAAGGCACAUUUUCCGACCCCUCCUCCUGUGGUGACGGACACCUUGAAGGUCCCAGUGAUGGGACUGGCCUUUUCACAUCAACUUUCCAGCUCUCGUCUUUCCUAUCAGCCCGCUGCCCUGGGAGUUGGAUCAGCUGACAUGGGGUAUCCUGUACUCUUUGCUGGUGGCUUGAAUGCUGCACACCCUCACCAGUUGAUUGGUCCAGGCAAAGAGGGGGGAGUUCCCCCAGUUCCUAGCCAGCCAGCACAUGGCACUCAAGCUGACCAAGAGAGGAUGUGCACCCCACUGGAUGGAGUCCACUACUCAGCAGCUACUCCUUCUAGUAGUGAGGACACAGAAACAGUAUCAAACAGCAGCGAAGGGAAGUCUGGCUCCCCACAUGACCUUUUGGAGACCAUCUUUAUACGGAAGGUGGGAGCUUUUGUCAACAAACCCAUUAACCAGGUGACCAUGGCCAACUUAGACAUUCCUUUUGCCAUGUUUGCUCCCAAGAAUGUUGAGCUGGAAGAUAACGACCCCAUGGUCAAUCCUCCUGACUCCCCAGAAACAGAAUCUCCUCUACAAGGCAGCUUACACUCAGAGGGCUCCAGUGGCAGCAGCACAGGGAACACCCAUGAUGACUUCGUUAUGAUUGAUUUUAAACCAGCAUUUUCAAAAGAUGAUAUUCUUCCAAUGGACCUGGGGACGUUUUACCGUGAGUUUCAGAACCCCCCUCAACUCAGCAGCCUCUCUAUUGACAUUGGAGCACAGUCCAUGGCAGAGGAUUUGGACUCGUUACCAGAGAAGCUGGCAGUCCAUGAGAAAAAUGUCAAAGAGUUUGAUGCCUUUGUAGAAACCUUGCAGUGAAGUUGUUUUCCAGUUCUGCUGCAGCAGUUCUUCUUCCUCAAGGCAUCCUGGGGAAUGACAUCAAAAAAUAUCUCUAUUGCCCCUGCUUUGCCUUUUGUCUCACUUUGACCAUUUCCUUCCAUCAAGUGAGCUUUCUUUGAUUGCCCGCUUCAACAGCAGGUAGCAGCUCAUCUGCUGAUUUUCCUCAAGUACACCACCACAUAGCUCUGGAUCGCUUUUCCUGCUCACAGUCAGUUUUGAAUCUAAGACUUCAGUAGGGACACAGGAAGUCAAACUCCAAUUAUUUUCUCCUCAGUCUCUGUUCUGUGUGGAGGGGCUUUGUGAAAAGUUGUCAUAUGCUUCCUCCAGAGGUCCUGUGGUGUAAGUUCCCUAGGCAUACCUUCUUGCUAACAGACUUUUUUCCUACAGUCUCCAACCCUGUUAGAGCAUAGAAAGCUUUGGCUCAUU
This is a messenger RNA of Phaethon lepturus (White-tailed tropicbird), 2100 nucleotides long. It is a transcript of the gene ATG13, whose product is annotated as autophagy related 13. Lineage: Eukaryota; Metazoa; Chordata; Aves; Phaethontiformes; Phaethontidae. The transcript is spliced from 18 exons. Bases 1 to 1653 code for a protein of 550 amino acids. Gene Ontology annotation, biological process: piecemeal microautophagy of the nucleus; autophagosome assembly; mitophagy. The record is from RefSeq and is a predicted model, not a curated record. Gene Ontology annotation, cellular component: cytosol; extrinsic component of membrane; Atg1/ULK1 kinase complex.